Sycon ciliatum is the source of this 4504-nucleotide messenger RNA. RefSeq lists its product as uncharacterized. Lineage: Eukaryota; Metazoa; Porifera; Calcarea; Leucosolenida; Sycettidae. Gene Ontology annotation, biological process: proteolysis. The record is from RefSeq and is a predicted model, not a curated record. Bases 597 to 3524 code for a protein of 975 amino acids. Gene Ontology annotation, molecular function: aspartic-type endopeptidase activity; zinc ion binding; nucleic acid binding. The transcript has 3 exons.
GCGAUGUUAUAGUUAGACAUUUCAAUAAUUCUCGAGCAUACUUCAAAUAUUCACGAUAGUAAUAUGUUGUGCAAAUACAUAAAUCACGUACCUGACUUCUCCAGGUCUAGGUCACUCCGAGACACCUUUCUUGCAAGGUAUGAUAAUACUUCAUGUUUACAAACAUUAGUUAUCUUCCUGCUGCAAGCGAAGGCUGUUGUUUACAAAGUCUUCGCCCAUAAUUUAUUUGCAUGUUGCUCACACGCAACCUUUCCCAAACUGAAUUUGACGCAUGCGCUCUGUGUACAUCUCUAGAAUAAAAUUGUGCUCGCUGCUCUAAAACUGCACGCCACUCUGUAGCGUACAUCUAGAGAUCUAAAGUCCGCAUGCGCUGUACGCUAACUUUGCAUCCGGUUGCACCAAACGCUUGGAGCGCAUAUAACCUGAGCUUGCUAUCAUUUUCAUUCAUUCCGCUCGAGUCUAAGGACUCUCCAGUCUUCUACUAUACUAUGGUAAAGUAAUGGAUAAACCUAUUACCCGUUGUGUUUUGUGAGUGCCUUAGUUCCUAUCGUGUGCAGAACGUUGAAUUACAACAUUGGCGACGAAAUUUCCGAACCAUGUCCAAGGACUCCAUCGACCAGUUCCUUAUCAGUGGGCACGCAAGUGAGGUCCAACAGCGUUGGAAGAAAUGGCGGCGGGCUUUCCAGUACUUCAUCGAAGCCAAGGACAUCACCGACCCAGAUCGCCAGCGCAGCAUGCUGUUGCACAAGGCUGGCCUACAGAUUCAGGAGAUCUUUGAAGAUCUCGAAGACCCGGUUGCGCAGGCAGAUAGACCAGGGGAUGACAAUGCUUUCAAACAAGCGGUAAGAAUGCUUGAUGAGCAUUUCGCAUACACAGUCAAUCCAACUUUUGAGCGGCACGUUUUCAGACAGAUGUCACCCAAUGUAGGAGAGAAUGCCACGCAAUUCUGCACCAGACUCCGUACGCAGGCCAAACUUUGUGCAUUUGCUGCAGAUGACGAGCACAUUCGUGAUCAGAUGAUUGCCACUUGUAUUGACGUCGAUCUGCAACGCUCUCUUCUGUCCAAGAGUAACCUUACCCUACAGGUGCUGCUGGAAAAGUUUCGCGUGCGAGAAUCGUCAGGCAUUCAAGUAAGAUCUAUGGCUACGGCAGCGUCAAGCGUCAGUGCCAGCCCGAGCAGCGUCGACGCCGUACGCUCUACGACAUCGUCAACGCGCUCCCCAUGUACGCGAUGCAACAGGGUGGGUCACGCGUCGUCAGCUGACGAUUGCCCAGCACGCCGCCGCCGAUGCAACACGUGUAGUAAGGUUGGACACUAUGCUGUUUGUUGUAGAUCUCAAGGUGGUACUAGUAGUAGUAAUGCAAGUAGAUCAUCGCAUGCCCAACCUAGGGAUGCUGGUACUCACCAUGUCUCACUGCCUGACCAAUGUGAUGAAGCUCUAAGCUCAGAUUUCAUGAUUGCCAAUAUUGGGUCCCAGCACAGUCACACUGGCAAAUUCCGAGUUGAUGUACAUGUAAACGGGAAACCCCUCAACAUGGAACUUGACACAGGGGCACAGUUAUCGAUCAUUCCUGAAGCUCUUUGGAAACAGUUGUGGGGAGAUGUCAAACUGAAUGCCACCAAGACUGCACUCUGUACUUUCUCGGGGGCACCUUUAACUGUUGUGGGGGAGGCCUGUGUCGAUGUACAGUACCAGUCGCAACAUGUCCAGGAGAAGAUUCUUGUGGUCAAAGAGGGCACCACCCCGUUGUUCGGCCGCAAUUGGUUGUCUAACAUACGUUUGGAUUGGCAUACCAUCUGUUCUGUCUCUUCUGCUCCACGUACGUCUGAUUCUGAGUCUGUAUUAGACGAGUUCCCAAGCGUUUUUGAAGGUGGUCUGGGCAAGAUCCAUGACUCGGAGGCGGUGAUCCACAUUGCCAGCGGGGCAAUUCCCAAGUGUUACUCAGCUCGACCGUUGCCAUACGCCAUGAAACCGCAAGUUGAUGUUGAAUUAGAUCGUUUGAUUAAGGAGGGUGUUCUAGUUCCGGUAGAAUCUUCAGAGUGGGCUUCUCCUAUUGUUGUUGUGAAGAAAGCCGAUGGUUCUAUACGACUCUGUGCAGACUUUAAAGUCACCAUCAACCAGCAUAUUGAAAGCAACAUACACCCUAUUCCAAAUCCCAGUGAUUUAUUGUCCAGCAUUGCAGGGGCCUCUGUUUUCUCAAAAGUUGAUCUCAGCCAAGCAUACACUCAGUUGCCAUUGUCCGAAGACAGUCAGAAACUGUGCGUCAUUGCAACCCAUCGAGGGUUAUUUGCUUUCACGAGAUUGCCCUUUGGCGUUUCCUCAGCACCAUCAAUCUGGCAAAAGACUAUAGAGCAGAUCUUAGCUGGCAUCGAUGGGGUCAUCGUGUACUUUGAUGACAUCUUAAUCACGGGAACCAACCAAGCAGAGCAUGAUACCCGGUUGCGUCAAGUUCUAGACAGAUUUGAGAAGGCAGGAUUACAGCUGAAGAAAGCGAAGUGUGAGCUGAACCAGGAGAGUGUCAAGUAUCUAGGCUUCAUUGUAUCAAGCAAGGGGCUGCAUGCUGAUCCUAGCAAAGUAUCUGCUAUAGCCAAAGCACCACAGCCCACUAACUCGUCAGAACUACACUCCUUCUUGGGGCUGGUCAACUUUUAUGGUCGAUUUAUCCCUAAUGCUUCGCAGUUGUUGUAUCCCUUGAACCGUCUUCUUCAGAAGGGUACAGAAUGGAACUGGACUCCCGAGUGUCAACAUGCGUUCAUCCAGUGCAAGGAGAUCUUAGCAUCGUCAAACGUACUGGCUCACUAUGAUCCCAAGAAACCACUCAUCUUGGAGUGCGACGCGUCUCCCACGGGAAUCGGUGCCUGCCUACUACAACCAGACAAACUUUCUGUGCUUCAGGAACAACAGCUCACGGAUUACAUUAAGUCUGUCAAUGUUGAUCCUUGUCAUGAUCUGCCAUUAUCCGCUACCGAUGUUAGCAAGGCAACUUCAGCUGACCCCACUCUACGUAAGGUCAUGCACCACAUCACACAUGGCUGGCCUAGCAGUGUCCCAGACAGUCUUUCCUCGUACUAUCGUAUUCGAGACCAGCUAUCUGUUGAGCAGGGAUGUAUCACCUGGGGUUUGCGGGUUGUGAUUCCCUUGGUAUUUCGUUCCAGUCUGUUGCAUGAGUUGCAUGUUGAUCAUCUUGGCGUAUCUCGCAUGAAAGCUGUGGCUAGAUCCUUCUUCUGGUGGCCUCACUUAGACCAAGACAUAGUUGAACUUGCUGCGAAUUGUCGUCUAUGCCAACAGCAGGCUCGAGCACCAACGAAGGCACCCAUUCACCACUGGGUCUACCCGAACCGGCCAUUUGAGAGGGUUCAUCUUGAUUUCGCUGAAUACAAAGUUUUGCAACGCACAUGCAGGCCAAGCAAGACUCUGCGCCAGCUAUGCGAGCUUUUCUGCCAGGUGACAGCGUCUGGGUCAAGGAUGUUCGCCAUGACAAAUGGACACCAGCGGUUAUUGCAGCCAGACUGGGACCACUGACCUACUCUGUUGAGAGUGGUACCACCAUCCGUCAUGUCCAUAUUGAGCAUUUACGGUUACGAGAUCCCGCCGGUGAUACAUCCGACAGUGCUGAUUCGGCUCGUAAGUGUCCAUUGCCCUCCAUACCUGAUAAUUUGAUUACUCCAGAGGAUAGCUCUGAGAACGCUCCUACUGUUACAGCUGCUACGUUUCCCGCUUCUAGUACUGUUACCUACAAUGAGUCUGCAGAUGCAAGCACAGCAAUAGAUUCUGAACCAGACACACCCAGUCCAGCAGUCUCUUUGCGACGUUCUACUCGGAUCUCUAGACCACCAGAGCGCUUAAUUGAGAACCCGUCUUUCGGCAAGUAACUGGACGGGGUUUCCGGCUCAUGUUUAUAGAUUUCGUCUUUACUUUCAGGCUUCAUUUUAUUUUGUGAAGGGGAAGGGAAUGUUAUAGUUAGACAUUUCAAUAAUUCUCGAGCAUACUUCAAAUAUUCACGAUAGUAAUAUGUUGUGCAAAUACAUAAAUCACGUACCUGACUUCUCCAGGUCUAGGUCACUCCGAGACACCUUUCUUGCAAGGUAUGAUAAUACUUCAUGUUUACAAACAUUAGUUAUCUUCCUGCUGCAAGCGAAGGCUGUUGUUUACAAAGUCUUCGCCCAUAAUUUAUUUGCAUGUUGCUCACACGCAACCUUUCCCAAACUGAAUUUGACGCAUGCGCUCUGUGUACAUCUCUAGAAUAAAAUUGUGCUCGCUGCUCUAAAACUGCACGCCACUCUGUAGCGUACAUCUAGAGAUCUAAAGUCCGCAUGCGCUGUACGCUAACUUUGCAUCCGGUUGCACCAAACGCUUGGAGCGCAUAUAACCUGAGCUUGCUAUCAUUUUCAUUCAUUCCGCUCGAGUCUAAGGACUCUCCAGUCUUCUACUAUACUAUGGUAAAGUAAUGGAUAAACCUAUUACCCGUUGUGUUUUGUGAGUGCCUUAGUUCCUAUCGUGUG